UUUAUUUAUUUUCAUUUGUAUGUGUUUUUGGCUCUCGGUGGCGCAUUUUUUUCCCUAACAGCCUGUACGUAUGCCUCGCACCCUCUCGGUAAUUCAUAAAGAGUAAACAAUGUGCAAAGCAAAUGAAGGAUACAGUGGGAGUUAACUGUGGAUACUCUUGGAUUUAACAGUCGGUGACUGUAAAAACAGAGACUCAGUCAAACUUAUGGCGUGAAGGGCCUGUUCUUGGCCUUCGUCACUUACAGCUAAUGGAUGUCUUUACCCAGUAUGCCUAUAAUGACAGUUUCUACGACAAUGGAACAUGGGGCUUCAACGAAACAGACCAAGAACAAAAGCACCCAUACAACUACUAUGCCAUGCUGCUCACGCUGCUCAUCUUUAUUAUCGUCUUCGGCAACGUGCUAGUGUGCAUGGCUGUGUCAAGAGAGAAGGCUCUGCAGACCACCACCAACUACCUGAUCGUCAGCCUGGCUGUGGCUGACCUACUGGUAGCCACACUGGUUAUGCCCUGGGUCGUCUACUUGGAGGUAGUAGGAGAAUGGCGCUUCAGCAAGAUCCACUGUGACAUCUUUGUCACUCUGGAUGUGAUGAUGUGUACAGCCAGCAUCCUCAAUCUCUGUGCCAUCAGCAUUGAUCGUUACACAGCAGUCGCAAUGCCAAUGCUGUACAACACUCGCUACAGUUCCAGGAGACGGGUCACAGUAAUGAUCUCUGUGGUGUGGGUACUGUCUUUCGCCAUAUCAUGUCCCCUUUUGUUUGGCCUGAAUAACACAGCUACUCGCGAUGAGUCUCUCUGUGUGAUCGCCAAUCCAGCCUUUGUGGUGUACUCUUCCAUCGUGUCCUUCUAUGUUCCCUUCAUCAUCACGCUGCUGGUUUAUGUGCAAAUUUAUGUGGUCCUGAGGAAGCGUAGAAAACGUGUAAACACAAAACCAAAGCAGCGUGUAUGUCAGGCUGCCGACCCUGAUAUCGCCCCUUCGCUGAAGGAUAAGUGCACUCAUCCAGAGGAUGUGAGGUUGUGCACCAUGAUUGUUAAAUCUAAUGGGAGUUUUCCUGUCAACAAGAAAAAAGUGAUAUUUAUUAAAGAUGUAGCCAAUGAGGGGGAGGAUCUGGAGCUGGAUGAGCUGAACCACAGUGGCAGCAGCCAGAAACAGAAGCAGCAGCCUGAGUGCGCUCUUGGAGACACUUUGGCCACCAGCCACCAACUAUUGAUGCCAAACAAGGCCAACGCUAGCCCAACCUCCUCACCACCCACACCCCCUGAGGAGGGCAGGAAAGCAGAAAGGAAUGGAGACCCUACAAAAGAGGCCAUGGGGGAUCCAGCACCUGUUGUGGCCAAAGCCUUCCAGACACAGGCCUUACCUAAUGGCAAGACUCAGACCUCUGUGAAAACCAUGAGCAAGAGGAAGAUCUCCCAGCAGAAGGAGAAGAAGGCCACUCAGAUGUUAGCCAUUGUCCUUGGUGUAUUCAUCAUUUGCUGGCUGCCAUUUUUCAUUACACAUAUCUUGAACACCCACUGCACAAAAUGCAAGGUCCCUGCUGAGAUGUAUAAUGCUUUCACAUGGCUGGGCUACGUGAAUAGUGCUGUAAAUCCUAUCAUAUACACCACCUUUAAUGUCGAGUUCAGAAAAGCAUUCAUUAAGAUCUUGCACUGCUGAACUGCGGCAUCACUUGUCUGAUCAGACUGAGGGAGGAGUGAUGAAUAAAAAGCAUUUCUUCUAGCAAAUACCUCAUCCUGUUAAGGAAAACGCACCACAGGGGGAAACUGCGAUCUGCUUUUUAAAGUUAUGGAGCUGAGUGACUGAAACACUGACAGUGUCUUCUUGAAAGACAUGUUGGCUCUAUGUGAAUUGUUUGUGGAGUCAUGUUCUCCAAAUCACUGAAUGUAAAACAAGAAAUGUCUGUAACAUUGACCUGUUUCAUGGAGAAAAGAAAAAAUGUAAUAUUGUUCUCUAAAAUCAUUGUGCUUGUCACGUAAGGAGCCAUCUGUGUAUACCACACACAUACAAGUUGCAAAUUGCUAUUUAUUGUGUGUGUAUUUUUGUGUUUUGAUGAUGGAAAUCUUCAGCAAAUCUUAUAGAUAUCAAGUCAGUGUUCAUUGCAGUGUUAAAACUGAUACGUGAGCUCUUAAUCUUUAAAACUUAUCACUGAUUGGAAUGUGUGUUAAUGACAAGAGACA
Molecule: messenger RNA, 2176 nt
Organism: Thunnus maccoyii (southern bluefin tuna)
Lineage: Eukaryota; Metazoa; Chordata; Actinopteri; Scombriformes; Scombridae
Gene: drd2a
Product: dopamine receptor D2a
Exons: 8
Coding region: 249-1655 (468 amino acids)
Biological process (GO): adenylate cyclase-inhibiting dopamine receptor signaling pathway; adenylate cyclase-activating adrenergic receptor signaling pathway
Cellular component (GO): presynaptic membrane; glutamatergic synapse
Molecular function (GO): G protein-coupled receptor activity; dopamine neurotransmitter receptor activity, coupled via Gi/Go
Source: RefSeq, a predicted model, not a curated record